AGAGAGAGAGAGAGAGAGUGAGAGCAGACAGCAGACAGGAAAUAGUCUACUACACACACGUUCGUUUAACAUUUUCGGAAACUCAAUGUAAUGUACUCCAAGAACAAAUCGAAAGUGCUGCAGACGCUAGAGGAGUCUGUGCCGCCUCUUAACCAGGAUGAUGCCGUCGAGAUGAUGGCUCAAAUGGUCCGUCAGCCAACGAGUAAUCCCAUCGAGGCUGGACUGCGUCUGGGCAGGAUUGAUAAGGACCAGAGCAUUAUGCAUAUGGAGAGUCAAUUGAAACUACAUGCGGCCAUGGAACAUUUCGAUGCGACGCCGGAACAACUGGACAAUGUGUUUCCAGUCAGUGAUAAGGAACUGACCGAACUCGUUGAGGCAACUGUCUCCCUGAUGGAUGCUGACGAUGACGAUGAAGAUGAUGGUGAAGAGGAUGAUGAAGACGAUGACGAUGAUGAAGAUGAAGAUGAUGAUGAUGAGGAUGAUGAUGACGACGACGAUGAUUAUGAAGAGGAGAAUGAGAAAGUCGCAAAGCCUUUAGCUAAUGAUAAGCUGGAAGCAGACUCUGUUCAACGCUUUAGUGUCAAUCACAAAACAUUCUGAGUACUUGCAUUGAGAGUUUUGAAAUGAAUUCUUUUCUGUUCCAUGGCAAAAGUUGCAAAUUAUUAUUGUUGAAAUUAAAACUAAGCACAGUGAAAA
Molecule: messenger RNA, 696 nt
Organism: Drosophila nasuta
Lineage: Eukaryota; Metazoa; Arthropoda; Insecta; Diptera; Drosophilidae
Product: calsequestrin-2
Exons: 1
Coding region: 91-600 (169 amino acids)
Source: RefSeq, a predicted model, not a curated record